Messenger RNA from Haemonchus placei, 423 nucleotides. The record is from the annotation of a GenBank genome assembly. NCBI's taxonomy places the organism in Eukaryota, Metazoa, Nematoda, Chromadorea, Rhabditida, Trichostrongylidae.
AUGUACAUAGAGAAUAACAUUCUGGGAAAUCUUGUAGCAGUUGGAGGUAGAAAUCGAUUUGGUGAAUUCAACAUAAACUGGACAAAGCUCUACCAAGAAUCUAUGGAACCAGAAUACGAAAUUCAUGGAGCUAAAGGAAACGUUACAGGGCCUAAAGAAGAAAAGGUUCUGUUCAAGACGACGUUCACGAAUACCACACAAAGAGAGCAGGAAUACUCGUUCAAAACCGAACGAUGUACAAGGAGUUCUUCCACAGUGAUCAUCGAAAAAGGUGUCUGUCGUGGAAUGGAAGUAGCGCUAAAGUUGAAGACGCCUUGCGAAGUUGUUGAAGCAAACGCUGGCUUCCAUCAAGAAGUCCAAUUGAAUCAUAUAGGUGAACUGAUCUGUCUAUUACAGAAAAUAUUUCCAAAUGGAACAAUGUAA